Messenger RNA from Zea mays, 2230 nucleotides. Its product is annotated as U-box domain-containing protein 4. Gene Ontology annotation, molecular function: protein binding. The transcript is spliced from 2 exons. NCBI's taxonomy places the organism in Eukaryota, Viridiplantae, Streptophyta, Magnoliopsida, Poales, Poaceae. Bases 449 to 1843 code for a protein of 464 amino acids. The record is from RefSeq and is a predicted model, not a curated record.
UCGCCCGGGCUACCGCCCGCACUGCCACCAGCCUCACUCUCUCAGCCAGCGUUCACUGCGCCACUAGCAGUGCAAACCAAGCCCAGCCCCACUGACAUCUCCGCACAUAGCUUUACCAACCCCACGUGUCAUAGGGAUAGGAUCAUAAAAGUAUAGGUCGGCUAGCAGCCGGCAUGGCUGCGCAGGCAGAUUGACACUUGUCCGGCCGUCAAUCUACCGGGAUGGCCAGUGGGCACAGCCUACAGAGCAAAAUCGGCUACGAAGAUCCACGUCGCACUCGCCCAUACCCGCCCCGCCCGCCCGGUGCGGACUGUGCUGUGCACGGCAGACUACACAGCAGCAGCAUCGGCAGACUACACACCACCACUACACCGUCCAACCACCUCCCAACCCUUCCCCUCGCUACCCAUCCAUCACCACUCGACAGUCGACACCGUCCCCGCCCGCCAUGGUCUCGCUCGCUGGCUCCCAGAUCCCCUCGCCUUCGCGGGGGCAGAGCCCCUGCGCGGCCGCGCGGCCGCAGCGCCGGCAGGGACACUCCAUGCGCACCAUCCGCUCCGCGCUGCUGCAGCCGGACUCCUCCCCGGUCCCGGCGGAUGGCGGCGCCGACGCGGGCGACUCGGACAUUGAGAACCUCACCGACUCCGUCAUCGACUUCCGCCUCCGCGAGCUCGCCGCCACCGCGGGGCCCGCGCACCCGGCGGCCGUCGCCAAGUCGUCCUCCGCCAUCAACGCCGCCGCCACGGAGCUGCUCGACCUGUCGCGGGACUUCUCCGACUACUCCAGCUUCAACUCCGACAUCUCCGGGGAGCUUGAGCGCCUCGCUUCCGCCACGGGGGCGCGCGCGGCGCCCAGGCCCGGGCCGGGCGCCGCCGCAGUCGUCGAUCUGAACGACCUCGAGUCCAUGGACCUGUCGGCGGACGCGGCGCCGCUGGAGCGCCUGGAGCCGUUCGUGCGGGCGUGCGUGCGGGCGCUGGGGCCCGGCGCCGGCCCGGACGCGCGGCGCGCGGCCGCGGCCAGGAUACGCCUGCUGGCGAAGCACCGGUCGGACGUCCGCGAGCUGAUCGGCGUGUCGGGCGCCAUCCCGGCGCUCGUGCCGCUGCUGCGGAGCACCGACCCCGUGGCGCAGGAGAGCGCGGCCACCGCGCUGCUCAACCUCUCGCUCGAGGACCGGAACCGCUCCGCCAUCACGACGGCGGGCGCCAUCAAGCCGCUCGUCUACGCGCUGCGCACCGGCACGGCUCCCGCCAAGCAGAACGCCGCGUGCGCGCUGCUCAGCCUCUCGGGCAUCGAGGACAACCGCGCCACCAUCGGGGCCUGCGGCGCCAUCCCGCCGCUCGUGGCGCUGCUCUCCGCGGCCUCCACGCGCGGCAAGAAGGACGCGCUCACCACGCUCUACCGCCUCUGCUCCGCGCGCAGGAACAAGGAGCGCGCGGUCAGCGCCGGCGCCGUCGUGCCGCUCGUGCAUCUCGUCGGCCGCCGCGGCAGCGGGACGUGCGAGAAGGCAAUGGUGGUCCUUGGGAGCCUCGCGGGCAUCGACGAGGGCCGUCAAGCCGUGGUACAGGCUGGCGGGAUCCCUGCGCUGGUUGAGGCCAUCGAGGACGGCCCUGCCAGGGAGAAGGAGCUCGCCGUGGUGGCGCUUCUGCAGGUGUGCUCCGACUCCCCGCGUAACCGUGCGCUUCUUGUACGCGAGGGCGCCAUCCCGCCUCUCGUUGCGCUAUCGCAGUCCGGCUCUGCCCGUGCCAAGCACAAGGCUGAGACUUUGCUUGGCUACCUGCGGGAGCAGAGACAAGGGUUUGGCUGCAGAGCUGGAGCAGUGGUAGCAACUAGCUUGGCCAGGUAAAGCAAGAAUUAUGGUCGAAAUCUGAUCCAUUCUCUGUGGAAAUUUUGCGAGCAGAUGUAAAUAACAGCUUAUUCUGGUUAGUUUGGCUAUGUGAAUACACAUGUGGUUUGCGAGUGAGGAUGCUUGGUUGGUUACUAACGUAGUGUCAGUUAAGAGUAAGGCUUAAGAUUUGGGUGGUAAUGACGAUAAUGCUGGUUUGUAGCUAUGUACAGGAUGCUAGGGUAUGCUUGCUUUGUCUUGUCAAGUUAUGGGGGAACGUUGGAUUGUCAAUCAGUGUUUUUUUUGCUCGAGGUCAGAGUCCAAAUUCCUCUCUUCCUUUUUAUCCACUCACUAAGUCAUUGCCACACCCACAUGUUUGCGGACGUUUCAUGAUUCUAUUUUUGCUUC